Messenger RNA from Pseudovirgaria hyperparasitica, 495 nucleotides. RefSeq lists its product as uncharacterized. The transcript is spliced from 3 exons. Bases 1 to 495 code for a protein of 164 amino acids. NCBI's taxonomy places the organism in Eukaryota, Fungi, Ascomycota, Dothideomycetes, Acrospermales, Acrospermaceae. The record is from RefSeq and is a predicted model, not a curated record. Gene Ontology annotation, molecular function: oxidoreductase activity, acting on paired donors, with incorporation or reduction of molecular oxygen; iron ion binding; monooxygenase activity.
AUGUCUCGUUUCACCGGACAGGUUCUCAAGAGACUUGAAGUCCUCUAUGACGAGUGGAUCAAACUUUGUGCAGCAUUUACCCUCGAUUGGGUCGUUACCGAUAAACCACAGACUCAAGAUGAAAAAUAUCAGCAAGAAAGUCUCGGCGAGCGAAGAAUCGAUCAGUUCCCUGCUGUAGACCGUGGAAAAGGAGGAACAACGAACGCAUUGAUGCUUGACAUAGCGUUCCACCAUAAUCCAAUGAAAGAGCUGCGAGAUGAAAAUGACUCUGUGCUUGGCACUAUAGCUUCACAGUGCUACGAAAAACGCAGCUUGGUCCACGUGCAGAAAUUUGACAGUGUACUGAAAGAUGGAUGGCGCCUAUACUCUAUGCUUCUUGCGUCAGGAGGUUGUCGGUGUCAAGCUGAUAUGCAUCUCGGAACUGGUCUACUUCUACCAGACGGUACCCAUAUCAAGAUCAAAUCGUUCGCAGAAUGUAGCGGAAAGCAACUAUGA